AUUAGUAAAUCAAGCAUACAUCAUCUUUAUUUGUUCCCUGAGAUAUAGCUCCCCCUCUGGUUUCUAUGAUGGAAAUAGAAUCAGAAACUCAAGAACUCUGUCUCCAUGUCAAUGGUGAACAUGCAAGGAAUUUUUCAACGGAACAAAGAAGUCACAGCUACUCGUGGAGGAUAAAAGUGUUUCUUUAUGUAUUUCUCCUCUUAGCUGGAGAGACAAUGGCCACUCUUUUAGGUAGACUUUACUACGAAAAAGGCGGUAAGAGUACAUGGCUCGAGACCUUGGUUCAACUUGUUGGGUUUCCUUUAACCUUUCCUUGUUAUAAUUACAUAAAUCCUGAGCCUUCCAAGACUAAAUCCAUCACCAAAGAAACCACCUCCUUCUUGACACUAUCUUUAGUGUAUAUUGGAAUUGGCUUGGUUGUUGCUGGACAGAGUGGUUUAUACUCUUUUGGAUUACUCUACCUUCCUGUCUCAACUUUCUCUUUGAUAUCUGCGUCUCAGUUGGCUUUUAAUGCCGUCUUCUCUUACUUAAACUCCCAAAAGAUUACACCUUUUAUACUCAAUUCACUUGUUCUCUUGACCUUAUCUUCAACACUUCUUGUCAUCCAACCUGAGCCUGAAUCUUCUUCAAAGUCCUUGGCCAAAUACAAUUAUGUGAUUGGAUACAUCUGUGCGUUUGGUAGCUCAGCUGGGUAUUCUUUGACGCUUUCGUUGAUAGAUUAUGCUUUUGAAAAGGUUCUAAAGAAGCACACUUUCAAAGAGAUUUUAGAUAUGGACACAUACCCAUCUAUAGUAGCUACUUGUGUUGUGGUGGUUGGACUUUUUGGAAGUGGUGGGUGGAAAACGUUAAGGACAGAUAUGGAAGAGUUUAAACUUGGGAAAGUGUCUUACAUUGCGAUAAACAUCGGUUCCACGAUAUCAUGGCAAGCUUUUUCCAUUGGUUGUUUGGGUUUGAUCCUUGAAGUUUCAUCGCUUUUCUCAAAUGUCAUAAGCACUGUUGGUUUACCUAUUGUUCCUUUUCUCGGUGUUGUGUUCUUCCAUGAUGAGAUGAGUGGAAUCAAGUUGAUUGCAUUGGUUUUGGCCAUAUGGGGAUUUGUUUCUUAUGCUUAUCACGACUAUGUCGAUGAUCAAAAACCAGAAGAAGCAAAUCAGGAGAAAGAAGAAGAAGAGAUGAUGAAGCUUUCUCAACCUGAAGAAGCAACUCAGGAGAAAGAAGAAGAAGAGUUGAUGAAACUUUCUCAACCUGAAGAAGAUGCACAAGAAGAAAACAGUCAUAUCCAAGCUUAGUUAAAGAUCCAAGAACCAAAACUCUUGUAAUUUUGCACUACUAUAAUUUCAAGUAAGCAGUUACAUAUACAGUAGACUAGACACCACAACAAGAAAAUUAAAAACUUUCUAAGUCAAGUGUUGUUGAAACCCUUGUCUUGUUGUAUCGUUUGUUGACUUUCUAAAUCCACUUCUAUCCUAUAGGCUAUACAGAAAUGUGUAAUACCAGCAACGAUAAUUAAAGCAAUCAAUUUUAGCAGAUAACCAUGUCAUAUUUGCGAUAUUUCCGUUUCGUGAGUGUGACAUCAGAGAUAACCACAACAAAAAGAUACAAUGCUAUACUCUGCUUUGUCAUUUUGCAGUGCAUCUGAAACACCGAAAACAAGAGCAAACAACGAAAGCAGAGAGACAGAUAGGCUAAUGCAUCCUUGAGAAAACAGAGCUUUGAAUAGAAUAACAAGGGAACAAAAACAAUACCACUU
Molecule: messenger RNA, 1747 nt
Organism: Camelina sativa (false flax)
Lineage: Eukaryota; Viridiplantae; Streptophyta; Magnoliopsida; Brassicales; Brassicaceae
Product: putative purine permease 6
Cellular component (GO): membrane
Molecular function (GO): purine nucleoside transmembrane transporter activity
Source: RefSeq, a predicted model, not a curated record